AAUCGGUUUCGCGUAAGGCGAACAAGUUAACCGCGCGCUAGCGUCAAUGUAUGCGUAUUUAUGAUUUAGGUUUUAACGUUUCAGGUAGGUUCCCUUCGCCAUGCCCCUUUAUGGGAAGAUCGUGGUGAUCAAGAGAAAUGGCACUGACGGAGCAAAUUUUCCACUCACUGCCACAGCCUGUCUCUUUGGAAGGAGUAGUGACUGUGACAUCAGAAUACAGCUACCCAAUGUGAGUCUGGAACAUUCUCGUAUAGAUGUGAACAAGAAGGGAGAGGUUUUUCUCACUAACCUAAGCAGUGGCUCGCCAACAGAGUUAAAUGGUAGUGUCUUGAGAGACACGCUCCAGCUUAGCCACAAAGACUUGUUCACUAUCACAGAUCGGUCAUUCAGGUUUGAAUUUCCACCCAAAUCCCCUCACAGAACGCCUGAAAGGCCAGGUUCCAAGAGCCCAGCUAAUUCAGGUCCUGCAUACUCGGCGAGCAAAUCACCACUGACAAAGGUUAUCUCUCCAAAGAAAAAGCCUCCAACUCCCAGAGCCUCUCCAAAGAAUUCACCCAAUGCAGCAAAAGUUUUGUCAUCUCGAGUAAACAACACCCCAAAAAGUAACCUAACAAAGAGUCCUUUGUCCACAAAGAAAACUCCCAAUGCUGUUCUGUCGAUCUCCAAAAAGAACAUUCCAUCGAAAUCACCGAGGCAAAAAACUCCAGCUAAAUCCCCUGCUCAGAAAACUCCAAAAUCAAGCGACAAAGCUGCUAAGAAAUCUCCAGGUAGACUGAGUGCUGCUGGGGAUAGUGCAAAUAUCUCAGUGCUGACUGCCACCCCUCUUGCACUGAAUAAUCUCCUGUCACAAGUUAUCAAAAAGUCAAAAUCUCCAAGGGUACCAAUCAAGGCGCAGUCUCCACAGCAGAAAGACAGUCCACACACUUCCAAACAAUCUCUGAAAGCUACACCCAAGACACAAGUGAAAUCACCAAAAGCAACCCCUAAGUCGCAGACACAGUUUACACAGGCUAUCUCCAGGUCUGACAUAGAGGAGCCAACAUCCACCAGAAAGUCACGAAGUUCAUCGCCAAAAUCUAAACCAAGAUUAAGCACUUCUUUCCCAAAAGGUACUCCAAAGUCACGAACAUCUUCACCCAAGUUACAGAGGUCAUCUCCAAAAUCUACCCCCAAGUCAAAGGCAGCAUCUCCUAAAACAACCCCUAAGUCACGCACCUCAUCACCCAAAACAACCCCCAAGUCACCCACCUCAUCAUCCAAAACAACCUCCAAGUCACGCACCCCAUCACCCAAAACAACCCCCAAGUCACGCACCCCAUCACCCAAAACAACCCUCAAGUCACGCACCCCAUCACCCAAAACAACCCCCAAGUCACGCACCUCAUCACCCAAAACAACCCCCAAGUCACGCACCUCAUCACCCAAAUCAAGCACCUCAUCACCCAAACCGACCCCCACAUCACCCUCAUCACCCAAGACAACCCCCAAGUCACAGGCAGCCUCUCCUAAAACUGCGCCUAAAUCAUCAACAAAUGAUGUUGCACAUCUGGUCGAAUUAACUCCAAAAUCAUCCAAGAAAGGAACUCAGGCCUCCCCAAGAGACAGAACACCUUCACCAAGUGUAAAGCAAUUGACCAGAGCUAGAUCUGCAUCUCCAAAAGCCACAUUCCCAAGUGUGACAAAGUCUAGAACACCAUCGCCCAACCCGAAGAAAACACCCACAAGUCAGGUAACUCCAAAAUCUAGCAAAUCCACCCCAGGCAAGUCACCAAAACGGCCACCAAAGGUACAGACACCAAGACAGCUGUUGGACGCCAUAACUUCUCCAGAGGAACAAGAGGCAACUCCCAAGAGAUCAUCAGUGGGCAGAGGCUCUCACAGUGGCCGCAAGUCUGGCUCUGGCAGAAAGUCCCUGCCCCCCGUCAGUCCUCGAACCCCUGCCAUGCCGCAGCUCAAGCCGGGAAUCAAUGCCCUGAGGCGGCGCUCCGAACCAGUUCUGGAGGAGGAUGAGACUGUGACCACACCCAAACUUGCCCCAAAGCGCUCCCCUAAAGAGUCUCCCUUGUCUGGAUCAGGUAGAAAGCCUUCCACUGGGAAGAAAAGGAAGUCUCUUGAUUCCAUUGCUCCUAACCCCAAACGAAAACGAGUGUCAUUUGGCCCUGCCCUGAGUCCUGAACACUUCAACAAACAUCUGCCUCCAGAUACUCCAGUGAGACGGGGUGCAACACCCAGGAGGCUAUCUAUGCCUGUAGCCACAAUUAACUCUCCCAGACCAUUGCUAAAGAGAAGAUCUUUGGCUGCCAGUGUCAUAAAUGCAUCCCCAAUUAAGGAGGAAAGCCCGAAGAAAAAUGUGAGGACCCCAGUUAGAGGAGGAACACCUAAGGCUUCACGAACACCGUCCCCCAAAACUGCAAAAACCCCAUCACCUAAGACAACGAAGACCUUAUCACCGAAAGCAACAAAGACUCCGUCACCGAAAGCAACAAAGACACCAUCACCAAAAGCAAGAAAGACACCAUCACUGAAAGCAACAAAGAAACCGUCACCGAAAGCAAAAAAGACACCAUCACCCACUGUCAGCACAGUAAAAAACCCCUCCCCAAAAACUUCUAGAUCAGCAUCACCUGUGACAUCACCAAAAACACCACAAACAGAUUCACCAAAGGGAAAGCAAAAAUCACCCAGGUCUGCUGGAAGACCAUCAUCUAAGGCUAAGAAGAUGCCUUCACCAACCUUGGUUUCUCUGACCGGGAAGAGAAACUCACGGGGAAGUACCUCCAAAGGGUACAGCAGAGAUUCUCUAGACUUGAGCUUCACUGGUCUAAGGGAACUGGUGAAAACCCCGAAACAGAUCGGGUCUGGUGAUGCAAAUCUGGAAGGCAUCAAGCGAAUCAUGAAGACCCCAAAGAACAAGAGAGGCAAGUCUAACCUUGAUGUGACCUUGACGGGAGUGUCCGAUCUGAUGAUGACUCCAGAGGACUUCUAUAAGGGCCAGGAGUCUGCUGAUCAGCUGGCAUAUGUGGUGGAGUUGUCAGCCUCCCCAAAACUACCUGCUCCUGGACGUAGAUCUCAAACCCCAAAGUCAGGCAGAAAGUCAGAAACUAAGGUUAAGACCCCUAAAGCCACUCCUGGACGAGCAGGAAGGAGGUCAACACCAACAUUAAAGGUGACCAGCUCAAAGAAAGCUAAAUCCUUCAAGUCCCCGGUAGACAAGAUUGUGUCACCUCCCACAGAUUUUAAAAAGGUUAUUGCACUCAGAGCUAUCCAUGGCAAAUCUGCCACUCCCAAGCUGCCGACCCCGGUAAAAUCUACACGGAAGACCCCCAAGAUGUUGUGGUCAGAUGUUGUUAAGAAGCAGGUGGAUCCAGCUGUUGUUACCGGAGUGGUCCAGAGGAGAUCUUAUGCAAAACCAGUUGUUGUGAAGAUUGUCAGCAGAAAGAGAACGCUUACCCCAAGGCCUCAAAAGACCAAGUCAUCCACACCAGGCAGACGAGGCCGGCAAGCAGUCACCUCCACAGGCCAUGUCAAUUCACCUGCCACCAUUUUCAUUGGAAAGAAGUCUGCCAAAACACCGAAGACUCUGCCACGAAAGGGUCGCAAGAGUAUCUCCAAGGGAGUGAGGAGAAAGAGUCGUGGAUCAAGGGUGAGCUUGGGUGGGGUGGAGAAUCUGUUUUCCACUCCUCCAGCACACUCCCCUCAGAACAAAACAGGAAAGAGUCUGCAAAGCCCUUCAGAUAACCUGUUUGAUGACUUACCAGCCAGUCCAAACGGACCGGGGGAAAUGUUUGUGUCUCCAAUUGUUACCUCGGAAAAUAGUUCACCUGUAGAUGGAAAAUCACGUAAAAGUGCUAAUGCCCUGGGCCUGAAGGAACUUUUUGCUAAACGUCUUCAAAAGAGUGAUUCCUUACAUGGUGUACGCGAAUUGUUGAAGUCGCCAAAACGCCGUUCCUCACCAUCACUGAAAGGGGUACGGGAGAUGAACAAAACCCCCAAGCAGAAACCAUCCCCAUCCCUCAAAGGUGUCCGGGAACUGAACAGAACCCCCAAGCAGAAACCAUCCCCAUCCCUCAAAGGUGUCCGGGAACUGAACAAAACCCCCAAGCAGAAAUCAUCCCCAUCCCUCAAAGGUGUCCGGGAACUGAACAAAACCCCCAGGCAGAAACCAUCCCCAUCCCUCAAAGGUGUCCGGGAACUGAACAAAACCCCCAGGCAGAAAUCAUCCCCAUCCUUGAAAGGUGUCAGGGAAUUGGUCAUCACUCCUAAACAGAGAGGUUCUCCAUCACUCAUUGGCAUUAAAACGAUGAUGACUGUCCCCAAAAAGGGUAAACAAGCUGUUUUGGUUGGUGUGAAGGAACUGCUGAAGACCCCAGAGAAGAAGAGAGCCUCACUUAACACUUCAGGAAUGGACAUAAUGUUUGCCAGCCCUCCCUCAGCCCAAACCACACCAGAUUCAUUGAGCAAGCCUGCUCCAGGCAAAACAACUGCGCCCGCUGCAGCAAAGUCCAGUUUAAAAACUAAGGUGUCGUUUUCACAAUCCAGCAAAAGCCCCAAAACACCUGCACAACCUAAAACCACUCGAUCCAAGCGUGGCAGAAGUACAGUUAAAUCUCCUAAAGCAGCUUCUCCUAAAUCUACACUGUCUCCAAAGUCAUCUCCAUCUCCUAAGGCAACUAGGGGAAAGAGAAGAAACCAGCAAGAUAGUGAAAUACUUCAACCAGCAAAGAAGAGUAGAAUUGAAUCUCCUAAACCAGAGAAAGCUCCUACAAGAGGGAGGAAGGCUUCAGCAAGAGCUGCACAGUCACCAGUGAGGAAAGCAUCCCCAGUAAAGAAAACAUCACCAGUAAAGAAAGCAAGUCCAGCAAAGAAAACUGCACGUAGACAAGGACGUAGCAAGAAUACCAAAGAGGAGGCAGUGAUUGUGGUGUCCCCUACGAAGGCUACGCGAGGUCGUAAGAGGGCAGCUCCAGCGUCUUCUCCAGCAUCAGUUUCAGUUCCCAAGAAAGCCAGUAAGACAGCCCCAGUGCCAGAGAUAAGCAGCCCCAAGUCUACCAGGUCAAAAGCAAGCAAAAAACCUUCAACACCAGUUUCUAAGAAGAGUCCAUCUCCAAGGAAAGGCCGAAGUACCAGAGGUCGGAAGGCUGUGGCAUCCAGCCCUGUGAAGUCACCAUCACCAGUGAAGAGGAGAAUGAGGGGCAACACAUCUGCUGAAGAAACUGCUGAAUCAUUGUCGCCAGUGAAGAGGAAAGCUGGCAAGAAGGCUGCCACUCCCAAGAGGGUUGCUACUCCCAAGAAGGUUGUUGCCUCCAAGAAAGCUGCCACUCCCAAGAAAGCUGCCACUCCCAAGAAGGUUGCUGCAUCCAAGAGGGUUGCUACUCCCAAGAAGGCUGCUGCGUCCAAGAAAGCUGCCACUCCCAAGAAGGUUGCUUCUCACAAGAAACCUGCCUCUCCUAAAAAGGCUGCUACCCCAAAGAAAUCAUCAGCACCGAAAAGAGCAACAAGGGGCAAGAAGAUUGAAGAAAUAAAGGCCAAGGAACCUACCCCAGUGAAGACUGCAUCAAAGAGAGGAAGAAAAAGCCCCUCAGAACCUGAGGUGACAUCUGCCAAGAAACUGGCUACAGAAGGUCCUAAGGUGGCUAAGGGCAAGAAAACAGCGUCCCUGAAAAUAACACCCAAGAAAGCGGCGACAAAGAGCACAAAGGGGAAGGUCAGAGGGUCACAGGCCCAGACCAAGGCUUCAACAGUGAAGUCUGCAACUCCAGCCAAGAGAUCCACCAGAGGGAAGACUGCCAAGGUCAAGCCCUCCCCUAAGAAGAGCCCUGCUGGCAAACCUAAGCGUGGCAAACUGACUGUGAAAUUGGUGCUGAACACUAAAAGCUCACCCCAGCGGCAAACUAAGGAGGCAGGAUCAAGUGGUGCACCCACAAAAAGAGCCACAAGAUCAAGACGAUAGGCGUUUAAUUCUUGCCUCUCAUAAUACAUCAUCUUGAUGCUAAAUGUAACAUAUCACUAACGCUUUUUUAUUAUGUUCACUGUGUAUUUAGUUGAAUGAGGCUUAUUACAUUGUCUGUUAUAGGAAGACAGUUUUUACCUAAGAUGAUUGUAGCCACAUCAGUUUGGCGACUUCGGUGUAAAGCUCAAUAACUGUUGACGUAUGUUUUAAGACUCAGUAUACAUUAUAUUUAAUCCUGAUGCCACUCUUGCAUGGUUGUGAAAACCUCUUAGAUGUUUUUUUAUUACAAAAUGUGUCUAGGCACAGCUGUAAUUCUUUUUUCUUGACAUUAUUACAAUUUUACUGCAAAAAUUCUUACCGCCAAAUGAAUUUUAGCAGGAUUGUAAUGAGUUUUAAAUUGGCCUUACUUCAGUACGUUUUAUCAGAAUAUUUUUAACAAUUCCACAUUGAAUUUAAACCACUACAAUAGACCAGAAAAUGUAUUUCUCUGAUCGGACAGGUAAUGGUGUAGAAAUUUGGUGCUACGUACACAUUGGAUAUAACUGUCUGUACUUUCUCAACUUUUGUCAUGAUAAAUUUACCCACACUUUUGUCUUUUAAACUUAAAUGGCUGGUAUAACCUACGCAAUGCCUGUCAAAACGAUUUAUGUUGUAGUCACAAAGGCUGUACAUUUUAACAUUUGUCAUAGAUUUUUUAUUUUGUGUAACUAUUUAAACUGGUUGUUAAUGUAGAGAUAUUUUGUACAUAACAUUUGUAACUUCAUUGGUUUUGUAAUUGUUUUGUAAGAGCAGAUAUACCUGUAGUUUUAGACACUUAAUUAAGUGUGUCAUUAUCAUUGUAGACGUUGAUGAUCGGUGUAUUCUCAUGUUCUAUCAAACACCACCAUACCAUGUCUCCAUAUAUGUGUGUACUGUGAAUGAAUCCUAGCAAGGAGGUAGGUCUUUGUAUGUACGUGUUUCCUGUAUAUAAUAUAGCUACACGGCUCUUCAUACCACCCAGUAGUCAUAAUUGGCCUAUAACAAAGUUAACAGAUUUCUCUAUCUCUACGGGAAGCUUUCCGCACAACCCAGGUAUGAACAGUAUGUAUUUUAUUUCACCGAAUAAAACACAUUUUC
Molecule: messenger RNA, 7066 nt
Organism: Liolophura sinensis
Lineage: Eukaryota; Metazoa; Mollusca; Polyplacophora; Chitonida; Chitonidae
Product: mucin-2-like
Exons: 12
Coding region: 101-5950 (1949 amino acids)
Biological process (GO): nucleosome assembly; regulation of mitotic nuclear division; regulation of chromosome segregation
Cellular component (GO): chromosome; nucleus; nucleosome
Molecular function (GO): DNA binding; structural constituent of chromatin; protein binding
Source: RefSeq, a predicted model, not a curated record